Galeopterus variegatus (Sunda flying lemur) is the source of this 2187-nucleotide messenger RNA. RefSeq names its product disintegrin and metalloproteinase domain-containing protein 25-like. Gene Ontology annotation, biological process: male gonad development; proteolysis. NCBI's taxonomy places the organism in Eukaryota, Metazoa, Chordata, Mammalia, Dermoptera, Cynocephalidae. Gene Ontology annotation, molecular function: metalloendopeptidase activity. Gene Ontology annotation, cellular component: external side of plasma membrane; plasma membrane; sperm head plasma membrane. Bases 1 to 2187 code for a protein of 728 amino acids. The record is from RefSeq and is a predicted model, not a curated record. The transcript has a single exon.
AUGACUGUGGGUGAGGCCCUGGUGCAUGUGAGGAUCACUCUACUCCUGCUCUGCCUGGGGGUGUUUCUGUUCCUUUUCAAAUGGCCCCAGAUUGGGCACUCCCAACCCCAUAACCCCCCAGAAGUGGUGAUACCCUUGAGGGUAACUGGCACUGCCAGCAUGAAUGCUCCAGGCUGGUUCUCCUAUAGCCUGCACUUUGGGGGCCAGAGACACAUUAUCCACUUGAAAGUCACGAAGCAUUUGGUGUCCAGAUCUUUCUCUGUGUUCACCUACACAGACCAGGGUGCCCUCGUUGAGGAACAGCCUUUUGUCCAGAAUGACUGCUACUAUCAUGGAUUUGUGGAAGAGGACCCAGAAUCCAUUGUUGCUCUUAGCAACUGUUCUGGGGGCUUUCAAGGAUUGCUACUGAUAAAUGACAUUGCUUAUGAAAUCAAUCCCAAAAGGUUUUCUGCCACAUUUGAACACCUAAUAUAUAAGAUUGAUAAUGAGGAAACACAAUUCCCACCCAGGAGAUGUGGAUUAACAGAAGAAGAAAUAGCACGACAAUUGAAGCUUCAAAAGAGGGAUAAUUCCACUCUGAUGCAAAGUGCCUAUGAAGGCUGGUGGACCCACAAAUGGUUUAUUGAACUGGCAGUGGUGGUAGACCAUGAACGAUUCCUUCAUCAGGAAAGUAAUAUCUCAAAUGUACAGUUGGAAGCAGAAAUUAUUGUCCAUAUAAUAGAUGCCUUUUAUACUUCAUUAAAAAUUGAUGUGGUUUUACUUGGAAUUGAGAUCUGGAAUAAAGGAAACGUCUUGGCAACAGAUGACAUAGAAGUUCUCCUGCGGACGUUUUGCCAAUGGAAGAGAGUCAGCCUUAAUUCCCGCAUUCAACAUGAUGUUGCACAUAUUUUUGUAAAGAAAGGAUUUGGUAUACAUCUUGGCUUAGCCUAUGUUGGAACAGUAUGUAAUAUUUUUUCUAACUGUGGAGUUGAUAGUUUCCUGCAUGACAGAUUACUUCAAUUUGCAUUCAUUGUUACACAUGAGAUUGGUCAUAAUUUGGGUAUGCUUCACGAUGUAAACCCAUGUACAUGUGGGCACAGCACAUGCAUAAUGUUUCCAACAGAAACACCCUCAAGUAGAUUCAGCAACUGCAGUUAUGAUAAGUUGGUGGAAACCUCUGUGCGAACAAUAUGUAUGCGCAAUGCACCACGUCCAGGGGACAUCUUCACACUGAAGCGCUGUGGGAAUGGUGUGGUUGAAGAAGGAGAGCAGUGUGACUGUGGAACCUUGCAGUUGUGUACUAGAGAUCCCUGUUGUUCGGCAGACUGCACUCUGAAACCUGGGACAGCUUGUGCUUUUGGGCUUUGUUGCAAAGACUGCCAGUUCAUGCCAUUGGGCACAGUCUGUAGAGAAAAGGCCAAUGAAUGUGAUCUUCCAGAGUGGUGCAAUGGAGCCUCGCAUAACUGUCCAGCAGAUGUGCAUGUGCAGGACGGGGUCCGUUGCAUGGGUGGUGGCUACUGCUAUGAAAGGAGAUGCAAUAUCCGUGAUGAACAGUGUAGGCAAAUUUUUGGCAAAAAGGCCAAGAGUGCAAAUCAGAGUUGCUACAGGGAAAUGAACGUCCGAGGUGACCGUUUUGGUCACUGUGGUUUGAAUGGCUCUACAUAUGUAAGGUGUCAGGUCCCAGAUAUCCUGUGUGGGAGAGUUCAGUGUGAGAACGUGACAGAAAUUCCCCUUCUGAAAGAUCAUUCUACUGUGCAUUGGGCUCACUCCAAUGGUGUCACCUGCUGGAGUACCGACUAUCAUUUUGGGAUGACCAUACCUGAUAUAGGUGAAGUGAAAGAUGGCACAGAGUGUGGUGCAGAACACGUGUGCAUCCGCAGGCGGUGUGUUCCUAUGUCACUUUGGAGCAGUUCCUGUUCACCUGAGACCUGCAAUAUGAGAGGGGUCUGCAACAAUAAACAUCACUGCCACUGCAGCUCUGAGUGGGACCCUCCUGACUGCCUGACAGCCGGCAGUGGAGGUAGUGUUGAUAGUGGCCCACCCCCUCGGAGAAAAGUGGAAACCCAAAGUGAGGUGAAGAGGAAGUACCUCAUACUACUUCUUUGGAUUCCUUUUUUGCUCACGCUUUGGUGUAUGUUACUUUGGCUUUGUGACCCGCACAGAAAGUUACAAAAGAAAGAUGAACAAAAUGUUCAAGCUUCAUCUUAG